This is a messenger RNA of Rattus rattus (black rat), 2259 nucleotides long. It is a transcript of the gene Fancg, whose product is annotated as FA complementation group G. Gene Ontology annotation, cellular component: Fanconi anaemia nuclear complex. The record is from RefSeq and is a predicted model, not a curated record. NCBI's taxonomy places the organism in Eukaryota, Metazoa, Chordata, Mammalia, Rodentia, Muridae. Gene Ontology annotation, molecular function: protein binding. The coding region runs from base 119 to 1996 and encodes 625 amino acids. Gene Ontology annotation, biological process: interstrand cross-link repair. The transcript has 14 exons.
CCGAGGAGCGUCCGGCGUAGUGCAGAAGUAGUUUCUUGCGAUUAGGGUGAAGACACCUGUGGGACCAGCCUCCACCCAUCGGAAGACCCCUUCGUAACGGUGAUCUACCUCGGCGACAAUGUCCAGCCAGAUCAUUCCAUCCCUCCCCAAAACAUUUUCCAGUAGCCUGGACCUGUGGAGGGAAAAGAAUGACCAGCUCGUUAGACAGGCUAAGCAGCUGACUAGGGAUUCUCGUCCGUCUCUGAGGCGACAGCAAUCAGCCCAAGACACACUGGAAGGGUUUAGGGAGCUCCUCCUCACUCUUCAAGGCCUCCCUGCUGCUGUUCCUGCUCUGCCCUUGGAGCUGACUGUCACCUGUAAUUAUAUAAUCCUGAGGGCCAGCCUGGCCCAGGGUUUCACUGAAGACCUUACUGAAGAUGUUCAAAGGGGCCUAGAAAGAGUGCUGGAGGCCCAGCAUCAGAUGGGGUCCAAGUGUCAGCAGGGACUCAAGGAGCUGUGGCGCGCUGUCCUCUCUGCUCCCUCCCCUCUGCCGGAGCUGCUGCCUGCCUUACACUGCCUGGCCAGCCUUCACGCUGCCCUCUGGAUGAGUACCGAUCACCUCGGGGACCUGACCUCACUGCUGCAAACCCUAAAUGGCAGCCAGACUGAGACCUCUGAGGACCUGCUACUAUUGCUAAAAUCCUGGAGUCCUCCAGUUGAGAAGCUACACGCUCCACUGAUUCUGCAGGAUGCGGAGAGUUUAAAGGAUGUCCUUCUGACAGCAUUUGCCUGCAGACAAGGCUUCCAGGAGCUAAUCACAGGGAGCCUACCCCAUGCACAGAGCAGCCUGCAGGAAGCAGCCUCAGGUCUGUGUCCGCCAUCGGUGUUAGUCCAGGUGUACACGGCGCUGGGGACGUGUCUCCGUAAGAUGGGAAGUCCACAGAGAGCACUGUUGUACUUGACUGAAGCCUUGAAAGUGGGAACAACCUGUGCCCUUCCACUUCUGGAAGCUUCCAGAGUAUAUAGGCAACUGGGAGACACAGCAGCAGAGCUGGAGAGCCUGCAGCUACUGGUUGAGGCCUUGAGUGCCACCCAUAGUUCUGAAACAUUCAAACGUCUCAUUGAAGUAGAAUCGCUACUUCCACAACCUGACCCAGCCUCUCCUCUCCAUUGUGGCACACAGAGCCAGGCCAAGCACCUGCUAGCAAGUCGAUGCCUACAGACGGGGAGGGCAGAAGAAGCUGCGGAGCAUUACCUGGACCUGCUGGCAGUGUUGCUGGAUGGCUCAGAGCCUAGGUUCUCCCCACCCACCUCUGCUCUAGGGCCCUGUGUGCCGGAGCUGUGUCUGGAGGCAGCAGCAGCAUUGAUCCAGGCAGGCCGAGCCUCAGACGCUUUGACUGUGUGUGAGGAGCUACUCAGCCGUACGUCAUCUCUGCUUCCCAAGAUGCCCUCCUUGUGGGAAAAUGCCAGCAAAAGAACCAAAGAACUGCCAUAUUGCCCAAUCUGGGCCUCUGCCACUCGCUUGCUUCAGGGCCAGGCCUGGUCACAACUGAAGGCUCAAAAAGAGGCACUUAGUGAAUUUAGCCAGUGCCUUGAGCUGCUCUUUCGGGCCCUGCCUAAGGACAAAGAGCAAGGAGCAGGCUCCAACUGUGAGCAGAAAUGCAAGUCUGAUGUGUCACUGAAACAGCUUCGAGUGGCUGCUCUGAUUAGCCGUGGACUGGAAUGGGUAGCCAUUGGACAGGAUACCAAAGCCUUAAGUGACUUCCUUCUCAGUGUGCAGAUAUGCCCAGGCAAUAGAGAUGGUUCCUUUUACCUGCUUCAGACUCUGAAAAGAUUGGAUCGGAAGAAUGAGGCCACUGCUUUCUGGCGGGAGGCCCAAAGUCAGCUGCCACAGGAAGAAGCUGCCAGGUGUCUUCCACUGUAUUUAGAAACCUGUUUGAACUGGAUCCAUCCCCCUAACUGUGAAGCCUUUUUUGAGGAGUUUGGGACUGCGGUGUUGGAGUCUUGUGACCUUUAGCUUCUUUGUUCCAGGAGCUUGAACUUUGGCCUCUGUGGACUCUCCUUGGGGAGGGUUUUGUUUUUUGUUUUUUCGUUUAUUUUUUUUUCUGCCUUAUCUUCUUUGGAGAAUGGCUGGAACUGAUUGUCUCUAAGUAAGUCCUUCACUCAUGAGACUGGUCCUGUGAACCUUGAUCUACUUACUACCAGUCUAGUUCCAUGAACAAAUCAUUGUCUGUUCAUGGUAGUUUCCUUCCUCCCUCCCUCCCUCCCUCCCUCUCCCCC